AUGCCGCGCACCACCACCGCCCUCGUCCUCACCGCCAUCAAAGGCCCCUUCGAGCUCCGCGAAAUCCACCUCAACGCCAUCAACCCGGACGAAGCCCUCGUCGAAAUCCACGCCUCGGGCGUCUGCCACACCGACCUCUCCUGCGCCGAUGGAACCCUCCCAGGCGCCCCGGGCGCCGUCCUCGGCCACGAAGGCGCCGGCGUCGUCCUCGAAGUAGGCUCGGCCGUCACCUCCGUGUCCCCAGGCGACAAGGUCCUCCUCUCCUUCUCCCACUGCGAGACCUGCGGGCCCUGCGUCUCGGGGCACCCGGCCUACUGCUACGACUUCAACCCGCGCAACUUUGGCGGCAAGCGCCCGGACGGUUCGAGCGCCGUGGUCGAAGCCGACGGGACGACCCCCGUGUUCAGCCAGUUUUUCGGCCAGAGCUCGUUUGCCCGCCACGCGCUCGUGCACAGGUCCAGCCUCGUCAAGGUCCCGCCCCAGACGAACACGAACCUGGCGCUCCUCGCCCCCCUGGGAUGCGGCGUGCAGACGGGCGCGGGGGCCGUGCUGAACACCCUCGACGCGCGGGAGGGGAGCACGCUGGCCGUGUUCGGCGUCGGGUCCGUGGGCAUGAGCGCCGUUCUCGCGGGGAAGAUGAGGAGGGCGAAGGCGAUCAUCGCGGUGGAUCUGCAGCCGGCCAGGCUCGAGCUCGCGAAACGGCUGGGUGCCACCCAUGCCAUCCUGGGCUCGGCGGACGUCGUGGGGGAGAUUCGGGAGAUUUGCCCCCCUGUCGGGGUGGACUUUGCUGUCGACUGUACCGGCAGUACGGCGGUCAUCAAGACUAUGAUUGACGCUCUUGGCACGAGGGGCAGAGGUGCUACGGCGGGGGCGCCAGGGUUUGGGUCUCACGUCAAUGUCGAUGUGAUGGAGCACCUUACCUAUGGUAAGGAGUAUGUUGGUUGCUGUGAAGGAGACAGCCUUCCUUCAAAGUUCAUUCCCUACUUGAUAGAGAUGCACGCAAAGGGCGAGCUGCCUCUAGAGGAGCUCAUCACGUUUUACGAUGUGAAGGAUUACGAGAAGGCCAUCGAGGAUAGCAAAAGCGGAAAGGCACUGAAGGCGGUAUUGAAAUGGCAAUGA
This is a messenger RNA of Sodiomyces alkalinus F11, 1119 nucleotides long. Its product is annotated as GroES-like protein. The transcript is spliced from 2 exons. Gene Ontology annotation, molecular function: oxidoreductase activity; zinc ion binding. The record is from RefSeq and is a predicted model, not a curated record. Bases 1 to 1119 code for a protein of 372 amino acids. NCBI's taxonomy places the organism in Eukaryota, Fungi, Ascomycota, Sordariomycetes, Glomerellales, Plectosphaerellaceae.